GUGUAAAGACAUUCCUGUUUUUAUUAAUCAUUUUUGUGUUUUAUUUGCUUGGAUUCCCCGCUGAGUUGUUCGUUGUCAGAUUGUCUAAGCCCAGUAUUCAUUCUUUGACUUUCACUCAUUCAUAAACGCAACCAUGAAGUUUACUAUCAUCGCUGCUCUUGCAGUCCUAUCAGGAGUCCACGCCGCUGACUCUGCAUCUACAACAAUUACCUGCAGCUCAUGUCCCUCGGCCGUAACGACCCCUGAUAUCGUCACCCGUUCGGCUCUCCCCACUACUUCGUGCACUGAGAAGCCUUUGACGGUUGUAUCAAACACCAAGGGAGGCAGUGGAGCUGCUGCGCCUACUGGUUCGGGUGCCGCUUCUACUCCUACGGCUCAGGUCCCUGUGUCUGGAGCUAGUAUCAAUAAGAAGGGAAGCAUUGGUGGAAUGGCUGCGGCGGCUGCUAUGGUAGCUGUCUAUAUGCUCUAGUGUUUUGUGUAGUGGUCAAUGGAGGGUAUACUAGUGUUUGGACGAGCUUAAUAUUCGAUGGGUACUAGUUUUAUAUAGUGGGGUGCAAGCGGCCAUGCUGCAUAUGUAAUACUGUGUCGUGCUGUGGAGGA
Messenger RNA from Fusarium odoratissimum NRRL 54006, 600 nucleotides. RefSeq lists its product as uncharacterized. Bases 134 to 469 code for a protein of 111 amino acids. The transcript has 2 exons. The record is from RefSeq and is a predicted model, not a curated record. Lineage: Eukaryota; Fungi; Ascomycota; Sordariomycetes; Hypocreales; Nectriaceae.